AUGUCACAGCGUGCGUUAUUCAUAACGAUUUUAUUGAUUUACUUUGACAGUAAAGUGAUUGCCUAUAAUAAUAAUAAUGGAUCGCAAUGUAUCUUAAUUGGAGUUUAUAAAACGCGUCAAACUCGAAUUAUGUCACCAAUUUAUACGAACAGUUAUUCGGGCAACACAUGUUGGGAUUAUAUAGUACGAUCGCCAUACCGUUGUCCAACGAAAUUUCAUAUAGAAUUCUUGGAUUUCUUCUUGCCGCCGUCAAUGGAUUGCGAUAAGGACUAUUUAGCUAUCGAUUCGGAAGAUAAAUUGUGCGGUCAAGUAGUGGGCGUUAGAAAAUAUCAGACAAGUGAUGGCGUCUUAAGAUUACGAUUUGUAACAAAUAAUUCCUCUUGUUCCGAAGAUAAAGUUUUUAAAUUGUUAAUAACACGUUUGGCUUGUGAAACCGAGGAUUUCAUCAAUCCUUUUGCAAGCGAAACAAAUACGGAAUCUGCCUUAGUUACUGAGCCCACACUGUAUUUGCAACCACCAUUCAGAGAAAGACAAGAAGUAUUUUGUCCCCAGGACUUAUACUUACCAGCAAAGCUAUCACCUGAAACCUUUGAUCCAACAGAUGGUAAAGCGAUUUUUGAACCUUUAAGCAGUUCAGACGCGAAUAACGCCUGUUGUGUUAACCCAUUUCAUCAAAGAAAUUUUUAUCUUACUAGUCCUGGAUUUCCGCGCUCCAUGUUCUCGACUCCUGGCGUUGCGUUACCGAGAGAUUGUGAAUAUCAUUUUGUAAAAUUUGCACCUAAUGUUUGCCGCUUACGACUGAAUUUAAAAUUUUUCAAUUUUGGUCAAGGUGUGGUUGUAAACGAUGUAGCUGUACGAAAAACUUGCAGUGAUGAUUUCAUUGAAAUUGAUAAUCAGCGUUUUUGUGGAUGUUUAACGGGCUUGACUUAUGAGUCUGAUUGGUUUUCCACUGCUCAUAAGACACUAAGAAUGCGUAUGGGUUGCGGCAGUUCAUUAAUUGGUGGUUUUCUUAUCGAGGUGAUACAAGAGAACUGUUUCGAAAACCGUGUGCCAAACGGUUUUUCAAAUGGUGUUUAUGAUUUUAAUAAUAAUCAUCCCCAAUCAUACCCGCAAUUACCUUUCAAGCCUCAUCGAGAGCAGCCAAUAAUUUUCGAUAAUCCGUAUCCACCAAGUGCUACCUUCCCUUCAAUUAAUAGGAAUGCAGCACAACAGUAUUCUUCUUCUAACUUUAAGUAUUACGAAAAUUGCGUAUUUAAUAUAAACCAAUUACGGAAAUUGUCUUUAGAUAUAUUAUGGUUAACUAAGCCGAUCUGCUAUGUGCCUCGGAAUUUGAGCAACGUUUAACUUUUUUUUUUAUUAUACCCUACAUUAUUUCUGGUAUAAGGGAAUAUUUAGUUUGAGAUAGACCUAUCUUUUAUUAUACUGAUCGAUUCAGGAUCACUUUUAAAAACAAUUCAGAAUCCUUUCCUCAAUCGAUGUAAGCCUGUCUGUCUGUGCAACUUCUUUCUUCUCUUCAAUCUACAAGUCACAGCUUUGGAGAUAUUUUGAUGAAAAUUGGUACACCAAUAGGUUCUGACCUAACGACAAACUUGACCAUUGAACAUGAUCCGGAUCAGAGCACUUUUUCGAUUAAUUCCCAUAGAACACUUUACUUUGAAAAUUCAUUUCGCAUAGAAUGUCAGGCCCUGCUCCAUUGUAACGCUGUCAGUUGUCUUUUGGUAGAAUAUUUUUACGCUGAGACAAGUGUAAAAGUCUUUCAUAGUUCCUUACAAGAAUAGUUUUAGCUCUUUUCGUCUUCGCGAACAAUGGACGUCUAAGCUGUAGUCUACAUUUAAAGCUUUUGUCGCAACAUCUUUUUAUUCC
Molecule: messenger RNA, 1863 nt
Organism: Glossina fuscipes
Lineage: Eukaryota; Metazoa; Arthropoda; Insecta; Diptera; Glossinidae
Exons: 1
Coding region: 1-1344 (447 amino acids)
Source: RefSeq, a predicted model, not a curated record